AUGCGUAUUCUUAUCACAGGGGCCGCUGGCUUCAUCGGCCAACUCGUAGCGAAAAAACUUCUCGAUGACGAGAAGGGCGCGCAUUCUCUCAUCCUGACCGACAUCAUCGAACCGCCCAUCCCAGACGCCCGUUCCCGGAGUCAGGCACAAGCCAUCAAGGCAGACUUAUGUACGGAAGCAGAUUCCGUCGUUACCAAAGACAUAGAUGCCGUCUAUGUCUUCCACGGCAUCAUGUCCUCAGGCGCCGAAGCUGAUUUCGAGCUGGGUAUGAAAGCAAACUUUGACGCAACCCGCGCAUUACUCGAAGCCAUCAGGAAGACAUGUCCAGGAGCAAGAGUGAUCUACGCCUCAAGUCAGGCAGUAUACAACAACUCCGUCACACUACCUGUCACGGAAUCUCAAAUGCCGGCACCAGAGACGAGUUACGGUGCGGAGAAGAUGAUGUGCGAGUACCUCAUCACUGAAUACACACGGCGCGGCUUCAUCGAUGGUAUCUCACUUCGCUUCCCUACGGUCUCGGUACGGCCAGGAAAACCAACCGCUGCAGCGAGUUCCUUCAUCAGUGGCAUGAUUCGCGAACCGAUGAAUGGCAUCAAAUGCGUUAUUCCAUUGGAAGACAAGCAAUGGCGACACUGGCUCUGUUCUCCUCGCAUCCUGGUCCAGAAUCUAGUCUACGCGGCUACAGAUUUCGAUAUCAACCGCCUCGCAAAGUUCGACCGCUGCUUAAACUUCCCUGGCAUUGGAGUCUCAGUGCAGGACAUGAUGGAUUCGCUUGCUAGGGUAGGUGGUAACGAUAAGCUUGCAUUGCUAGAGAUGAAGGACGAGCCUACACUCAAGAAGAUACUAUAUUCUUGGCCUGCGGAAUUCGACAAUGCGAAGGCUUUGAAUCUGGGGUUUGCGAGAGAUACUGGGUUUGAUCAGAUUGUAAGGGAUUAUGUGGACGGGUUGGCGCCAAAGGCUAGUGUGAGGGGGGACGAGAGAACGAGCCAGAAGGUUGAGAAUGUACGGGUGAAUGCUGUUGAAGUAGCAGCGUGA
Molecule: messenger RNA, 1035 nt
Organism: Alternaria burnsii
Lineage: Eukaryota; Fungi; Ascomycota; Dothideomycetes; Pleosporales; Pleosporaceae
Product: nucleoside-diphosphate-sugar epimerase
Exons: 1
Coding region: 1-1035 (344 amino acids)
Source: RefSeq, a predicted model, not a curated record